AUGGCUGGCGGCGGAAGGACAGCAGGAAAAUACGGUUAUUCGGAUAACAAUUAUUACAGCAGUCACUCCUACAAGAGCAUCAACGAUGAGAUUAUAUUGGUCAGCAUUAUAAUGGGCAUUACGAUUUUGGUACUCAUUACCAUUGCCCUGUGCUACAUUGCGUAUGAGAAAUGUCACAAGAAGCGUGAAUAUUUUAUCAACGCCUAACGGGACCCCACUUCAAUUUAGUAUAGCACAAAGAAAAAAUAAAAAUACAAAAUCAACAAAGAGA
This is a messenger RNA of Drosophila innubila, 271 nucleotides long. RefSeq lists its product as uncharacterized. The record is from RefSeq and is a predicted model, not a curated record. Bases 1 to 207 code for a protein of 68 amino acids. NCBI's taxonomy places the organism in Eukaryota, Metazoa, Arthropoda, Insecta, Diptera, Drosophilidae. The transcript is spliced from 2 exons.